Messenger RNA from Ambispora leptoticha, 6030 nucleotides. The record is from the annotation of a GenBank genome assembly. Lineage: Eukaryota; Fungi; Glomeromycota; Glomeromycetes; Archaeosporales; Ambisporaceae.
AUGGAAGCUCCAACAUGGACUCCACUACCGAAAUUCGGUUAUGGCUUUGCGACAUAUCCUUACACGCCGGGAGCACCGCAAAUAGACUCCUCGGAUUCCGCUAAAACCACAGAUAAUGAAGGUGGAUCAGACACCGUAUCAAUAAAUUCAGUAGAUUUAACCUCUCCCGCAAUUGCUUAUCAAGUUCAAUUGGAAGUUGGUGAUGAGGUUUAUGUGUUUGAAGAACAAGACGCGUGGUAUCGUGGUUAUGUAGUCUCACAGCUACGACAGACUGAAGAACCACAAGUUUACGUUGGAAUAUUUCCGAUUAAUCACGUAUACAUCAAAGAAUAUUUAGAGGAUGUGGAAUUGGGUACUCGUCCUCCACCUCCAUUACCAUCACUCACGUGUGGAGAUGAUACAAUUAGUGGUAAAACUGAACCGUUAAUUGAUGAGAUUGCCAGUACAGUACGAGAAUGGAGUAGUCUUUUGCCUCAAUACCUCGAACAACGUCGAUACAGUAUGUUCAACAUUGUUAAGGAGCAAAUCAAUAAUCUAUUACAAGGAAGACGUCAAUUGCUUGCUCAAACAUUAUCACACGAUGAAUUAAGUAAAUUAAGAAAAGAAUUGAUUAAUAAACUUGUUUCUGGCAAUUUAAUCCAAGAUUUAGAUAUUAUUGUUCGCAACCCAGAGAAAGGUUUUCUUGCUGAUGAAACCAAUAUAUCGGCAAUUCAACUUUAUCAAUUGCAGGCUCAAUUGGCAGUAAUGAACGUUGAUAAAUCUUUAGGCUCGGAUCCACUUGCAAAAGUUACAACCGGAACACCACAUAAUAAUUUUAAUUCUUGGUCUAAUUCACAUAAUUCCGAUAUGAAUACAAGUGGAAGUAACGGAAACACUCAUGCUGCAAAGUUCUACCAUAUAUUUUUAGAUUUGAAAGCAUGGGUGGCAUCAAUAUCAACCAUUGGUGAAUAUACGGAACUUUACUUUUCAUUAUAUACUAAAACAGAUGCACGAUUCAUAACAGAGGAAUACUUUAUCAUUCUUAAUCAUAAUGGAGUGCCAAAAGAUCAAGCCAAGAUUGGGAAAAUGCGCACACUUUUCACCGAUCUUUCACCUCAUGAUAUUCAAGAUGAUAUAUUUCUAGUGUGUCGAAUUGUCCGUUCUGGAAACAUGAAAUUGGUAGACAAAGAUAAAGAAGCACAGAAAGAAAAUGGAUCAGUGUCUGGUUUAUUCUCAAAAACAUCAAAAGAUUCAGAACCAACUGAUCAAUCAAAGAUACCUAUACAAUCAAACAGCAAAUUGACGUCUCAGACAUUUCGCAGACCAUUUGGAUGUGCUGUCUUGGAUAUUAGUCAUCUUUUACAAGGAAAAGAAAAAGAAUCGUUAAGCGAACAUGUAAUGCCAAUAUUUGUGCCGACUCAAGAAUCAACUUUCGCCACGCUCCACGAGGACAUAAUUCAUAAUCGUAAUAAAGAAUUUGAGAAAUCCUCACGCGCUGAAAUGGUUAGCGUUUCAAUUCGUCCAUUCCACGGUGAGACUGCAACAGUUAUUAAAGAGAAUCCAGCAUUGCUUCAAGGAAUUCCAAUUACAUCACGACUUGGAUUUGCCGAUGUCGUAUUUCCAGGUGAUUCUCGAAAUGAAAUUUAUCUGAAAUUAUGGUCAGGCGAUUUCACUCAAGGACGAGCUACAACUGCUAAAAAUAUUCAAGUAACUGCCGAAGUGAGAUUAAACACGGGCGAAAUAUUGGAGCAUGGAAUCUCGCAAGGAUCCGGUGAACCUCAAGUGACUCAAUUUGAAUCACUCGUAUUUUAUCAUUCCAAUAAUCCAAUGUGGGGAGAACUAAUAAAAUUAAAGAUUCCGGUUGAAAAAUUUGAACAAGCUCAUGUUUUCUUUACAUUCAGACAUCGGUCAACUAAAGAUAAAAAAGAGGAUAAGAUCUUUGCAUUUGCAUAUAUGCCCUUAUUCCCGGAAAAUAGAGCAUUUAUCAGCGAUGGAAAACAUUCGCUUAUACUCUACAAAUAUGAUAAGCAAUUGGUCAAUCCAAACGUUUACAUGAAUUCUCCUUGGUCAAAUGCCGCAACUAUUCAAUCAGAGCCAACAUCGCCUGUUUCCCCUGGUCACACUCAUCAUCAUAAUAAUUCGAGUACUUCGAUAGUAUCAACUGGCAGCGUUCAUCAUAAAUUGAUGGUGGCAUCAAAAGACAUUGUGGUGGUGCGAACCUUUCUAUGUUCAACAAAGUACACGCAAAACGAGGUACUUUUAAAAUUACUGAAUUGGGAGAAACAAUUAAGUUCGGAUGAGAACGAAAUGAUGUCUGUGUUAAAAAAAUUCACCUUUGUUGGUGAAGUGGAAAUUGUCAAAUUUCUUCAAGAUAUUUUUGAUGCACUGUUUGGGAUCUUAGUCUCCUCGAAAAAUCAACAAUGUGAAUUUGACGAUUUAGUUUUUAACGCAUUGGUUACCAUUCUUUCCAUCGUGUCAGAUCGUCGAUUUAUGAAUUUCCGACCUGUUUUAGACGUGUAUAUUGAAAAGCAUUAUUCAUGCGCCGCUGCUUCAUCUCAUCUAAUUCGCUCGAUGAAUCGUCUUGUCACUGAUCCCGGAAACGUUGAUACCGCCCAAAAUCUUCGCUCUGCUAUCAAAGUUUGGCAGUAUAUUUUCAAAUUUAUUAUACGGUCUCGUGAACUUCAGCGUACAAAAGAAACAAACCUAGGUGUCAAAGGGAACUAUGUUGAAGAACAAUUCAAAAAAGAUCUAUGGGCGUUAUUCAAAAGUAUCGAUCGAUUAAUGUCUCUUACCACACCAGCACCAAUAAUUGGUACCCAGACUUUGGCAUUACAACAUUUUGCAUCGAUAUUUUCAGAUUUAGGAAAAUGUUUCUCGGCCGACGAUCUUGUACAAAUUGCCAUCAAAUUUACGGAAAGUGUUCGAUUACCAAAAGGCAAAUUGCUUGCGUAUAAAUUGCUGGUGAUAUUACAAUUCUGCCGAGGACCUUUAUUUGAGAACGCAGAAUCACGAGCUACACUCUUAAGACGCAUAGUUGAAUGGGUGAAAGACCAUAUGGGAAAGUGGGAAAAGACUGGUAAUGAUAAUGAAUCUGUUGAACGAAUGCAAUGGCAAGAUGGGUUGAAAUUAUGUGUUGCUAUAAUUGGGGUAACACUAGAAACCUUGCAGAAUUCAAUUGAAAAUGCGCCUAACGAAGGUGCAAAAGAAAUGGAAAUCGAGAAUGUAUGUGCUAUUCUUCCGUUAUUGAUGAAAUUAUGCGAAUCAUAUCGGGAAUUACAAUAUACAUCACAAUACGUACCGCGUGAAAAAUCUGCAUCAAAUGGUAUGGUACUUCAAUCGGCAUUGGCUAUGUACCCUGGAAUUCCGCCAACUCCAACGACAGGAAAUUCUUUACGAUUCUCCAAAGAUUAUUUUCUGAAUUUAACCCCCACAUUAGUCUCUGGUUUAGGCGAAAUAUCUGCAGUUAUACAACAGAUAUUUUUCUUAAUCUCUCAGCAACAAAUGAAAGAACAUCUUUUAUCACAAUAUUUUAGGGAAGGUGCUGAUUCGAUGGCUGAAUAUUUGAUUCUUUUGCUUAAAGUAGCGCAGUCUAUUUUGAGAAAUGACGCGUUCCCAGAAACAUGGCUAAAUAUGAACAUUAUGGCGCACAAAGUUCUGCUAAAAUUGCUAGAACCGGUUUCCUCAUUGCUCGGAAAGAAUUAUAUCCCAAGCAGGGACAAUUCAGAUGCUUUCAACGAAAGGUUAUGGUGUGAAUACUUCAAUUGUCUUCUCACCUUGUUAUCCAGUAAACAUUUAAUCAUUGAAAACUUUACUCCACAAAAACGCCGUGCUGUAUGGCGAUUGGCUGGUGAUAUUCGCGGUCGUGGAGCACGGCUAUUAUCCAAUUUAUGGAAUGCUAUUGGUUGGGAACAAAUUAACGAAGGAAAAGCAGGUGGAUAUCAAGCUCGUUAUAUUAGUGCAUUGUUGGGCCCAAUCUUGGAAUUAUGUCUCUCGCAUCAUGAUGAAUUACGCUCAUCUGCCAUCAGAGUAUUGUUCAGCAUGAUUAUAACUCAAUAUUCACUCGAUGAGAAUUUCAAACGGAUGGAAUCGGACAUCAUUGACACCCUAGAUCGAUUGUUUAUGUCUGAAAAGAAGGGUGAUGAAAUAUCUCGUGCAUAUUUCAUUUCACAUUUGAAACGAUUAUUCGAAAAUGAAAAGACUAUCGACAAACGUCUUCGUGUGACUGUCACAAAUUUCUUGGACUCACUUAGUCAAUUCUUGGAACUCUUGCUUGGUGUACGUGAAUUGCCGGAAGGCGAAGAAUAUCAAGAUGAUCGAAUAAUGUGCACACUUAAACUUAUGAAGUUCAUUAAAUCGAUCGAACGUGAUGAAAUAUAUGUUAAAUAUGUGCAUCAAUUGGUUCAUAUGCAAGCUAACAGUCAUAAUUACGUCGAAGCUGGACUAACAUUAAAACUUCAUGCAGACCUAUUCAAAUGGGAUCCAAAGUCAGAAUUGGAAGCAAUUCCCGAACUUGAUUUGCCAAAACAAUCACCAUUCGCGAGAAAAGAGAGAUUGUACAUUCAAAUAUUAGGCUAUUUCGUGAAAGGUCGAGCAUGGGAAUGUGGAAUUGAACUAUGCAAAGAAUUGGCUCAUCAUUUAGAAUUCACCACUUAUGAUUACCCGCGACUUUCUGAUAUUAUCAAACAGCAAGCUGUUCUCUAUGAGAACAUUAUCAAAAAGGAGAGAUAUUUUAGCGAAUAUUUCCGCGUUGGAUUUUAUGGGCGCGGAUUCCCGGCUAGCUUACAAAAUCGCCAAUUCAUAUAUCGUGGAUAUGAGUGGGAGAAGAUUGGCGCAUUUUGUGAAAGGAUGCAAAACAAACAUCCACAAGCACAACUUUUGAAAUUCAACACACCACCUCCGGACGAUAUUUUAUAUGAUGACGGACAAUUCUUACAAGUGACUGCCGUUACGCCCGAACCUAAUAGGAAUAAUCCAGUAUUUAAAGGUGACGUACCAUCGUCCAUUCGCGGAUAUUACGAGCAUAAUGCAGUGAAUACCUUUAGUUAUUCGCGCCCAGUGAAUAAAAAUCCGGAUGGCGUUAAAUCCGAUAAUGAAUUUCUGGACUUAUGGACAGAAAAAACGAUUCUUGUUUCUGAGGAGACCUUCCCGACUGUUCUACGCCGUUCUGAAGUUAUACGCGUGAAAAUGGUCGAACUAUCACCGAUAGAAAAUGCUCUCGCUGCAAUGAAAGCUAAGAAUCGUGAAUUACUGGCACUUGAAGCAAAAUAUAAUGCAUAUUCAAAAGCAACUAAUUUGUCAACACCGACGACAGUCACUAGAAUAAAUACAAACCCAUUGUUAAUGUCUUUGAAUGGGGCGGUAGAUGCUCCUGUUAAUGGCGGUGUUCCAAUGUAUAAAAAGGCAUUCUUCGGUAGUGAUUUCCUGGCCGCUAAUCCGGAUAAAGAGCUUAUGGUCCAGAAAUUAAAAGGAGCAAUUGAUGAACAGGUUGAAAUUAUUGAUCGAUGUUUGGAAUUACAUGAUCGCCUUGCUUCUUUUGAUAUGCGUCCGUUGCAUGAUACAUUAGUAAAAUUCUUUAACAAAAAUUUUGCCGAUGAAAUAAGUCGAUUAUCGGAACGCAAAAAAGUCGCAGCAACUACAGAACCACCCACCAAAAUAUUAUCUUCUCACGAAUGCCAGUUAUCAAAUUCACCUACAGAGGCAAAUUCACCACUUUCUAUUGGCAGUUUAGCUCGUAAACCGUCUUUUUAUGCGAUAGCGCCAUUCUCUGGUGAGCCAACAUCACCAGUUUCGCCGACAUCAUCUAGUGCAUCAAUUAGAUCUCGUGUAGCUGCCGCUAAAUUCCAAACAAUACGACCAUCAAUAAUAACACAAGGUCUAAACAAUCAGGCUCCGUUAAGUCCAAAUGGUGACACUAUUACCCAAAUACCGGUAAUUAAUCAACAAAGAAAGGGGUCUACCUUGAAAGAAAGAAAGGGAUCGAUGGUAUUUGGAGAACGACGUAUGUCCAUUAAGAAAUGGUCUUUGAACAGGAGUCGAAGUACGACUCGUUAA